Messenger RNA from Chilo suppressalis (striped riceborer), 6267 nucleotides. The record is from the annotation of a GenBank genome assembly. Lineage: Eukaryota; Metazoa; Arthropoda; Insecta; Lepidoptera; Crambidae.
CGGACAUACUUCGAAAAUAGAAACUAUUACGAUCCGGAACUGCGCGCGCAAUUGCGCAUAUCUAUUUUUUAAAACGUCAUUGUCAGGAAGUCCAAUAAAAUAAGCUAUGGAUGGCAAUGUAAUAAAGCAAGAAAGUCCUACUACAGAGGCUGAGCAAGUGCCGUGCUUGCUUGAAGAUACAGAUAUAUUUGAACAAACUGAGACGCCAGAUGUUAUAAGACUUUCUCCAGUGCAAAUACAGCAGGAGUAUUUUGAGAAUUUAUCAGAUUGUGAUUGGGUUAAAUAUGAGGAAAGUAAUAGGAAUUACUUACUACAAAAUGUAGCAUUUGCUCUAUUUGGUGGCCCUAGCUAUGAAGGUGAACUAACUGAUCUGCUCAGUUCACAAAAUGCCCACUUGGAAGGCUAUACAUCACGGCAAAGAGCACAAGUAAUGAAAGUAUAUGAAAAAUUGUGCGACCAAAGUAUGUAUUAUAGUCUGCAUAAAUUAUAUUUAUUGCAUUAUGUAACAUGUAAAAAUAUCACAUGAGUUUUGUUUGGUUGAAGAGACAGAUAGAAGGAUUAUCUGUAGCUUAACAAGGGUUUAUCUAUAAAUUGCUAUAAAACACAUUUUUGGUCUUUCCCUUAAAACCAUUGUUUUAUAUGACAAUUAGUAAUAAUUAUUAGAUUUUGCCAUUAUACUAGUGGCCCCAGGGGACCUCUAGUUGUGACAUGUAAUAGUUAGACAUAUGGUAUUCCAGACUUUUUGUUAGAAAUUGGUAUCCUCUAUAAAAUUUUAAUACAUCACUUUGCUCUAUUGUCAAUGACUUCCGCAGCAAUAUAAGGCUACUUUUUGGUAUUUUUACACAUGUUGGGUUACAUUAUAGAAGUUUUAUACGGAACCCUAACUUUUUUGAAAAUACAUUAUAGCCUAUAUUAAUCAGUGUUAAUGUAGCAUUCAAAUGGUGAAAGAAUUUUUAAAAACCGUCUAGUACUUUUUGAGCCAAUUCAUUACAAACAUACUUACAUACAAAUCUUUCCUUUUUAUAAUAUUAAUAUAGAUUGUUAACUCAAUCUGUCUUAUUCCAAAAGGAGAAAUAAAGUUAGUCUUGGUAUACACCUAAUGUUGUCCCUGUCUUCUUUUUAGCAAACAGAAAAAGUGACAGCAUCCAUUUUAUUUCUGGUUUUACUUUAGUCUAUGUUUUGUAAUAAGGUGGAAUUAGUUUAAUAAAGUACAGUGUAAUAAAACCAAAUUUUGCCAAUAAUACAAAAUAAUAUAGCAUUUCAAAAAAGAAUCCUUUUGAGCCUUGGUAAAUAAGAACAUUGAAAUAUAUUUACAGGUAAAUAUUCACAGAACAAUGAAGAUAUUGUUAUGUCAGUACUGUUAGUUGUAUGUGCCAAACCAAAACCCGUAAAAUUUUACCAAUUGCAACCGUCUGACUACUGGAUAGAUUUACAUCAAAGAAAUGACAUAGAUAUUUGGUGCACUGCUGUGUUUAGAGUAAGGAAAUGUAUACCCACACUGGAAGGUUCAAAGUCUUGUCGAGUAUACAUAGAUGAAAAUGCUAGAGUUUAUCAUGAUUGGGAAUCAUUUCUCACCAACAAUACUCUGCCUAAAUGUGUUAUCAUUGUGCCUGAAAAUGGGGAGUAUAGUGGAAGUAUUAUUGAGGGUGAAGAAGCGUUUGCCGUUAAGCUGACAGUGGCGCCAUCGCCGACACUAGGUUUAAAGGCGCGCGUGUUGAGUUCUGUCGAUACUGCAAGUACUUUGGCGUCUAUUAGCGCUAUUGGUGUUCUUGGUGUGGCAGCGUUCACACCAGUGGGUCCGGCGGUUUUAGCUGGGGCGGCGGUGGCCACAGUGGCCACAGGAUUGUAUGGCCUUGUAAGGUCAUCCCUUCAUUUACAUGAUAGAAGUGUACAUGAACAGUCUAUUAGCCCAACUGAUGCUGAAGCAAGAGGUAGUUGGUUGAAUAUCGCAGCGUCCAGUGUCGGAUUGGCGGCGGGAGCUGCGAGCAACUUGCUGUCUCGUUCUGCCGCCGCAGGCACCAAUUUGACAAAGACUGGUCAAGCUCUGGCUGUGUCGGUAGAAGUGCUUCGUCACGCCAACAUUGUGACGGGUGGCGCUGGCGUCGUGAACAGUCUUCUACACAUCAUUCUCAAGUACCGUGACCACGGCGAGAAGCCAACCAAACUCGAACUGUUCCAAUUCACUGCGGCUACGCUUUUCUUCUGCCACGCCGUCAUGUCCAAUCGUACGGCCCAGUCCAUCAUAGAGGAUGCUCAAGCAAAAACUAUCAACGAGUAUAGAUCCAAUUUGAGAAGCAACAGACAUAGAAAAAUAUUUGACAAACUCAGCGCCGAGUCGAGAAGAGUACAAGGCGCCAUUCAAGGCAACACCGAAGUAAUUAAAGGCAUCAAAAGCAUAAUAGACAAAGACCAAUACUUCGCCGACGUGCUGAGAAUAAACAAAGACGUGAACCAACACAAGUUGAGGAUUUCCAUGACAUCUGACGGGCACGUGAAUUUAAACGCUCAGCACAAAUUUAACCCUGCCCUGCUGUCAAGUAUGAGUAAAGAUGGGAGAACAGAACUCUUCACUAACAUAGGAGCAGCUUCUGUUGUUACUCCGAAUGUUCCUACUCGGAUAACACCUUCUAAUACAGCAGUCGGAGGGUACAUUGAAAAGGAAGAAGAUAACGGCAUUUUAGUGGGAAUCCAUCCUGGGGAAAUAUUGCGUAUAGGCUCUUUCCUAGUAAGAGUUAGCGCUACUGGAGCAGAAAACGUCGCUUUGAUGCUAGAAAACCUAAGUCAAGACGUUUAUGCGAAUCUGAUGACUGUCUCCUUCAAUGUUCUGUCCAGACUGGUCCCAGAAGAAAUAGGAAGGCUACGGUUGCUCAGUCCAGACGAAGAUCUCAUUGUGCAAAUUGUGAAAUUUGUUUUCAACUAUAUGAAACACGAGAGGCCGCUUGGUGACCCCUCAAGGGAGGAUGAUAAUAGUAUCGUUAUUGUGCUGAAGGAGUUCUUCCAAGAUGGCGUCAUCAGACAAGAGACGAUACUCCAUUUGAAGGAUCGCCUCGUCGGAUGGGUUGACGAGGAAAUUGAUAAGAGAAGGCACCAGUACCCUAAUAAGAAAAUGCUUAUAUGUGAAAUUUGCACCGGUGUCAGAUAUGCUUAAAGUAAAAUCUCACCAAAAAAAAUUUAGUAGUAGGUAGGGUUUGAUUUAAACAUUACUAUCCAAGUUGAUGUUGGGAUACAAAAUGUAUCCUGUAUAUAAGGUUUCCUAUUCAAAAGCUUCAAUUAAUUUUGAGAAGAGUUUGGCUUAAAGGCGGCAACAGUUACGCACAUAAAAACUUAAUUUUAUUCAUAUUUUUAAUAAAAGUUAACCAUAGCUGGCUCUAAUGGUACUUAUUUUAAAACCUACGAUAUUUAAUUACUAUAAAAAUUUGGGUUUUAUAAAGAACUAUGUACUUAUAAAGAAAAAAUUGUUACUAUACAGGAACAAUUCCGUUGGGCCCAGGCGUCAGGACGCUUACAAGAAUUCGUCUUAAGUGACUUAGGCCUGUAUUAUAGAAAGAUUCUCAGUGAUUGAUCUAAUCUUGAGCAUAUUUAGAGAGGGAUGUCGCUAUACAAAGGACAUAGCGGCAUCCCUUUCUAACUGUACUCAAGUAAAGAUCUGCACUUAGUUGUCAUUAUGUAAUAUAUCCUUAAAGUGAUACAAUAUGAUUUUGAUCUUUAUUACAAAUCUUAGAUAAUUUAAUUUCAUUAUAUUAUAAUUUACACUCAUUAUCUCUCAUCAUACAUUUUAGGGCUACCUGAAUAAAAAUAAAUAAAUAAAAAAAUAUCGAUUUCAUUUGAAUUCAGAUUGAUCGUUUGCAUAAAAAAUAUGUACCUAGAUAUAUCCGAUAUAUAAUAUAUCGGAUAUUUAUUUUAAAUGUCGGAUGUUUUGUAACCCUGCAAAGAAUGAAAGUUGGAUUGACCAACGAUGCUGGUUACCAAACGAGCUUAGCACAAAGGAAACAUUCACAAUUAUAUAUAAAUGAGAUAGUAUAAUAUGUAGUUCCUUUAUUCUUAUGUCAAUAUUAUAUCCAUAUUAUAUUAAGUAUUAAGCACAAUUUUAUAAUUUUUGAUAAUAUAUACAUACUAUUUCGCAUUAUUAAUACAAAGAUAAUAUUUGUGUAUAUACAUUUUUACUAUUUUAAUAAUAAGCAUUCUACUAACACUACAUCAAAACAUAUCAAAAGUGGCCGAUUUUAUAAUGAUAUUUAGUAAAAUAUGGAAUAAGUAUGCCUAUAAUCAUCAUAAAUAUGGGUUGAUCUCAGGUUGUCUAGGUCGCAGUGUGACUAAACCCCAUUAAUGAGUAUAUUGCAAAAUGACUACAUAUCAUUUUCGUCUAGAUCUUUAAUUGACUAUAUCGCAUAAUGACUACAUCGCAAAAUUAAUAUAUCUUUAUUUGGUCACAUAAAAUGAAGACUAGACUCAUAAUGACUAGGUUGCAAAAUUACUAGAUAGCUUAUUAGUCGAGUUUGUGUUUUGUUACAUAAAUGUGCAGUCAAAUGAAACACACUACACAAUGACGGAUAAUAACACAUAUGAAUUACAUUUAGGUAUGCAACUUAAAACUUAAAAAUAUCAUUUCGGAACUAAAUGUUUUCUUAUCUAUUUAAAUUUAAACUAAUAUUCUUUUAAUUUUAUACAUGACCAAUUUAUUACAAUUCUACAAAUAAUAAUACCGAGCUUCUGUUCUUCGUCUAAACAUGAACUUUAUCCCCCUUAUUAAUAAAUGAAGACUACGCUUGGAUUAGUUAAUCCAUGUUUUGUCUCUGUCUAUUGAAUGACAAAUGGCAUAUGAGUGACAUGAACAAAACACGGCGUAACUAGUCUAAGCUUAUUCCUUGUUUAUUAAUAAGGGGGUAUCAGUCUUCCUUUGCUGUAGCCGAACACCAAUGAGCCAGUGCCCUGCCUCUAGAGUUUUAUUAGUUGUAUGCCUUUUUGAACAGCAGGAAAUCAUAGACGGGUUUUUUAACCACUACCAUAUAUUAUUUUAUGAAUAUUUUCUAAAUUCCUGAAAGACUUGUUUAACUAUUUAUCAAGCCCUCUGUCCUUAAAUAAUAUUUUGUCACUAUAUUGAAGAUUUUCCAAAGUCUUAUGUCUCAUUCACUCUACGUUUUUUUUAAAUAUUAUGUAAAUAAACCUUGUCCUGAUGGUAUAACACAAAAAAAUAAGAAUUAUCCAAUUUGAUGCAGUUGUUCGGAAAUUAUGCGCGUUCAUACAUUUCGGCAAUUCAUUUUUAUUAAUUGAGAUUUUACACAACUGUAUUGGUAUAUCUAGUCGAUCAACACAACUUGUCAUUUUGCGACCUAGUCAUUAUGAGAUGUUGUCAAAUAAAGAUCUAGUCAUUUUGCGAUCUAGUGAUUAUUUGAUGUGGUCAAAUAAAGAUCUAGUCAAUAAGCGAUGUUUUCGAUUUAAGAUAUAGGCAAAAUGAUAUAUACAGUCAUUUUGCGAUGUAGUCAUUAAUGGGGGUUAGUCACACUGCGACAACCUGAGAUCAAUCCAUAAAUAUAAUAAUAAGAAAAGCCUAAUGGUAAAAAAAUCUUCAAUAAAUGCCUUUAAUAUACAUACUACUUGAUGUUUAAAAAUAUAAUCCUGCUUCUGUCGCAUUCGGCCAAAAAACUAAACUAUAACGGUAGAACUACCAAAAAACUAGGCAGGCACUGUUUUAAACAGUGUUAAGGCAAAUUCUGUAUGAUUGUUUUUUGUCAUUAACUCAAGUUGAACUCAUGCAUGACUAACUUUUUUGUGAUUUUGUAUGGUAUAGGUAUCAAUAUCAUUAUUUAUCAAUUCUUGUUGUAUAUCUUAGUAUUUAGUUUAGGGAUAUUUCCUUCCUAAAAAGGAGGAAACCCUCCAAUGGUCUGUGAUUGUAAGUGAUUAUUCUUUGUUAAAUUAAAUAAUCAUAGAAAGUAGUCUGUCUCAAAGCCAUUUGAAAUAAAAUACUUAUUCGUUAUUAUAAAUAAAAACCACUGUCUAUUACUUUACUUCAACGACGCACAACUAAGUAAGCCAUGAAUUGACUGUUUUGCAGAUACAAUUACGACAUAAAAGUAUUUCUAUUUAAGAUAUCUAACAAUGAAUCAUUUUGUAAUAUUUAUAAAAUUUGCGAGUCGAUCCAUAAAUGAAACAAAUAAUGUUGAAAUAAAAUAUUUCAGUAUGAUUUUGGACCGUUUAAACAUACAUAAUCAAGGGAAUAACUACAGUGGAAAUGAAAACCCUUUAAUAAAUAUUAGGAGAAGCAUAUAU